AUGCCGAGUAGCAGCGAUAUACGAGCAGCCAGUUUGAAGACCAUCACUAUCUUCAAGCAGAAAGGGCUGGCUUGUUGUCUGGUCGGCAGCGGUGCCACCUCGUUAUGGGGUGUCCCACGAGUACCAAAUGACAUCGACUUGGUCGUCAUGACUGUCAUGCAUACUCAAGAGGGCUUGAAGCGCAUGCUGGCGGCCGAAGACCCCAACUUCGCCCUCGUACCAUCUUCCAAUCCUCGAAACACAUACAAAGUCGUUUGGUACACCGUACCCGGCUCUCGUGCUCGUGUCAAGGUCGACGUUCUCCUUCCCGGCGUCAUGAACAUCCCCAGCAUCGCGCCAGAGCGAUUUGUCUGGUUCAAGAACAACACUCUACCGUCGAUGCCCCUGCUCCCACUCCUCCUUCUCAAGCUUCAAGCCUGGGACGAUCAUAGGUCGGCGAGCUUCCGACGCACGGACCUCCGCGAGAAGCAGCACGUGGAUGUCGCGGACAUUGACGUGCUUCUUCCUAUCGCGAAGAAGACUGGCGUUCACAGGAGCAAGGGAGGCUAUCUUCCGAGAUCGUUUUUGGAUGCCGCAGAUCGUCGCGUGCGAUCCUAUGUUGUCUACUAUCCUACAUCCAAGGUACAUUGGGAGGCACUUGGAUUUGUUGUGGAGUCUACGCCAGUGAUUAGCACGUCUGCCUAUUUGUCUCGAUCAACAUACACUUCCGGCAUUGCACGCAAACCCAGAAUUCCUGCCUUCUCUCUACGAUACUGA
Peniophora sp. CBMAI 1063 is the source of this 756-nucleotide messenger RNA. NCBI's taxonomy places the organism in Eukaryota, Fungi, Basidiomycota, Agaricomycetes, Russulales, Peniophoraceae. The record is from the annotation of a GenBank genome assembly.